AUGCCGGGCGCAGAGGGCUGGGCCAAAGCUGUCUCCACUGGCCUGUGUCAUCUCUUCGUCGUCAUCUUGUUUCUCUCUACUUCCUUCUUUAGCCAUCUCAAGCCUCCCUCAGACUCCACCUCGACGCUGGACUUGCUGUUGUCCGUGUUCUACGCCGUCGUGCCCCACGCCCUGAACCCCCUCAUCUACAGCCUAAGGAACUGGGACAUUUAUACCGCCCUGGGGAGGGUCCUGAGGUGGAAAUUUUUCACGGUCAUCAUGGAUGAUGGGGUCUGUGGGAAGAUGGCGGCUGCCUUGUUGCCUUUUGGCACACUGAGCGCCAUGGCGCACACCAUCGCCACCUUCUCCGUCCCCGUCUGGAGAUCCAACGUCCUCCCCCAGUUCUUCUGUGACAUCCCUCAGCACAUCAGUCUCGCGUGGCCCGGUGGAAAUCUCCAGGAAUUUGUGACAAAAACCGUCUCAGUUGGCCUCACCUUCGGUUAUUUAUUCUCCAUCGCCGUCUCAUACGUGUACAUCUUCCGGGCCGUGCUGAGGAUGCCGGACGCCGAGGGCCGGGUCAAAUCCUUCUCCACCUGCCUGCCACAUCUCGCCGUCGUGAAUUUAUUCGUGGCAAAUGGCGCCUUCGCCUGCCUCAAGCCCGUGUCUGACUCCACCUCGACCCUAGACCUGCUGAUGCCCGUGUUCUACAGCAGGGUGCCCCCGGUCCUGAACCCCCUCAUCUACAGCCUGCGGAACCGAGACAUGAAGCCCGCCCUGGGGAGAAGGAUAUCGGGGAAAUGCCUCUAA
Messenger RNA from Tachyglossus aculeatus (Australian echidna), 786 nucleotides. Its product is annotated as olfactory receptor 14A16-like. Gene Ontology annotation, molecular function: olfactory receptor activity. Lineage: Eukaryota; Metazoa; Chordata; Mammalia; Monotremata; Tachyglossidae. Bases 1 to 786 code for a protein of 261 amino acids. Gene Ontology annotation, biological process: G protein-coupled receptor signaling pathway. Gene Ontology annotation, cellular component: membrane. The record is from RefSeq and is a predicted model, not a curated record. The transcript is spliced from 2 exons.